Molecule: messenger RNA, 702 nt
Organism: Didymodactylos carnosus
Lineage: Eukaryota; Metazoa; Rotifera; Eurotatoria; Philodinida; Philodinidae
Source: the annotation of a GenBank genome assembly
AUGUCUCUAUACUGUACUCGAGCUACUUAUGGUUAUUUUAUUCAUAUAAAGUCCUUUAUACAUAAACCAACAUUAUAUAUGAGUCCACAUAUAGGUAAUGAUGUUGAAGAACAAUAUCUAUUACAACGGCAUGAUCGUCCUACUCGAUCAAAGGAACAAUCUGACUUAAUGAUUGAAUUGUUAGAUCUUCAUCCUGAUAUGAUUGUUGCUGAUGUUGGUGCUGGUACUGGUCGUAUUGCAUUUAAAUUAGCAAAACAAGUAGCUCCCAACGGAACUGUUUAUGCUAGCGAAAUUCAUAGUUCAUUGCUUCGUCAAAUAGUCACAAAUGCAAAGGAACAACAUAUAAAAAAUAUUAUACCUAUAUUAGCUACAAUAAAGCGACCAAAUCUUCCGUAUAAUCUCUUUGAUUUAAUUAUAAUGGUUAAAGUAUACCAUGAAGUAUCACACCCCGUACCAACAUUAAAAGGUUUACGGAAAGCGUUAAAACGGAAUGGACGUUUAAUAUUAAUUGAAAAUCGUCCAGUAGAUUCAACAAAAUCUGUUUAUAAUGAUCAUACAAUGUCUGUAUCACAAGCAAAAUUGGAAUUAGAAGCUAAUGGUUUUAAAUUUAUAAAAGUUAUUGAAUUAUAUCCAUGGCAAAAUAUGAUAAUAUUCGAAAAACGUUUAAAACAUAGGCGUCCAAUUAAGUCGAGUAGACUGUAA